Molecule: messenger RNA, 2157 nt
Organism: Oikopleura dioica
Lineage: Eukaryota; Metazoa; Chordata; Appendicularia; Copelata; Oikopleuridae
Source: the annotation of a GenBank genome assembly
AUGGCGAAGCGACAGCCAGAGAAGGACCAGAUUAGGAACAGGUUUUCAUCUGCGAGUAGAAUCGACGAAGUCCAACUAGAGCUGGGCGAAGUCAAGAGCGACGAACAUGGAGAAGUUCACUUUAUCAGGCAAGACGCCUGCGAUAUUGCCUGGUCUAACUUGGUCGUCAAGGGGAAGGGAUUCUCCAAAGAAAUAAUCAAGAACAUAAAUGGUUAUGUUCCAAGAGGGUCUUUGAUGGCGAUUAUGGGCAGCAGUGGUGCUGGCAAAUCAACCCUGAUGAAUGUUUUGGCCGGUCGUAAUUUAGGAAACCUAACUGUCGAAGGCCAAGUCUCUGUCAAUGGCCAUCUAGUCGAAGAUAACAUGCCAGAAAUAUCUGCGUACGUUCAACAAGAUGAUAUAUUUAUUGGCUCAAUGACUGUGCGAGAACAAUUGGUUUUUCAUGCCGCUCUCAGGAUGUCACAUAAAACAAAGUCCGAGCAAAUUGAACGAGUUGAACACGUGAUUGAGCAAAUGGGCCUGACCAAGUGCAAAGAUACCGUGAUUGGGAUUCCUGGAAUGUCGAAAACAAUUUCUGGUGGUGAAAUGAAACGUCUCUCAUUUGCGACGGAGAUUCUUACCGACCCGCCGAUAAUUUUCUGUGACGAGCCGACUUCUGGUUUGGACUCUUACUUGGCAGAAACUGUCAUUAGAACUCUAAAAACACUCUCGCAGAGUGGCACGACGAUCUUAUGCACAAUCCACCAGCCAAGUAGUCAGGUCUUUGACUUGUUCAGUCACUUGCUGCUGCUUGCGCAGGGCAAAGUCGCCUUCCUAGGCCCGACCGCCAAGACUCCAAAGUUUUUCGAAAAAAUGGGCUUUCCCAUUCCGAUGAAUUUCAAUCCCUGCGACCACUACAUCAACCACAUCGCACUCAUCCCGGGCAGAGAAGAAGAGAGUUACAAGAAGAUGGACGCAAUUUGCCAGCGAUAUUCAAUCACUAAAACGGCGAAAAAGAACUUGAAAAUGGUCGAUGCCCUUAGCGGCCGUUUCGCGUCUUCAGAAAACAUUCCUACAGAUACGAAACGAGCAUCGUUGUUUGUUCAAAUGCGCUGGCUUCUGUGGCGAGCGAUGAUAUCACAUUACAGAGAUACUACAUUUGCAGCGAUGAAAGUCUUUCAAAAUCUCGGAACAGCGAUUUUCAUCGGUCUCUUAUUUCUGCGCAUUCCAUGGGAUUCUUCUUACGACAGGAACAGCGCACAAACCGUCACCUCCGCCUUAUUUGUCAUGGUUACUUCCUACUCGAUGUGUUAUCUGUUUCUUGUUUUAAUGGCUUUCCCUCUUCAAGUGCCAGUAAUAAGAAGGGAACAUUACGGCGGGCACUAUACUAUUUUUGCCGCGUUUUUCGCAGAAGUGCUCGCAGGACUUCCGUUUUUCAUCGUAAUGCCUCUCUUGUAUACAAUUAUAAUUUAUUUCAUGUGUGGAUUCGCGGCCGAUGUCAAUACUUUCUUUUGGUGCUAUCUGAUCAACGUAUUCGUCGCGACUGCUUGCACUGGGUACGGCUAUUUUAUAUCUGCUCUCGCUAGAAACGUAAAAGAAGCAAACACUAUAGCUCCGUCCUUGUUGAUUCCAUUAUUUUUGUUGUCUGGUUUCUUUAUUCCGGCGAAACAAGUUCCCAUUUAUUUUAUUCCUUUUCAGUACAUAUCGUGGUUUUACUACGGCGUAGAGAACAUGGUUACGAACCAGUGGGUCGAUUCUAGCAUUUGCAUGAGUCUCAAUAUUUCCCAACUGGAUAUUCCCAUUCCCGAAGACUGCUUCGACUUUUCGGGAAGUUUGGAUGGCGUCACAUUUCCAACCGUUCCGCCAGAGUAUGUCACGGGCAUCCCCAUUCCAGGGGACUUUCCCUUCCCCACUGGCGUUCCGGAAAUUCCAUCGCCCGAAGAUCUUUACGACCAGUUCGUCGAAGGACUCAUCAACUCGAACUCGACAUGCAUCAACAGAGGAGAGCGCUGUCCCGACAGCCGACCAGUCGAGUUCGAUGGGAAUCUGGUGAUAGAAGCGCUCAACUAUGAGCCCGAAAAUUUCUCGAGAAAUAAUUGGCUCCUGGUCUUACUUUCCGUUGUUUUCAGAGUUUUAGCGUACGGAGUUCUGGCCUAUCGAUUCCGCAAGACUAACCGAUGA